AUGUUUUUUUUUCCUUUUCUUUACGUCGUCAUUAUUAUCAUUAUUAUUAUUACACAUGCACACACAUGUUCAUUUCCGUUGUUUUUGCCGUUUGUUUGUUUAUUUAUUUGUCGUUUUAUUUUUAUUUUUGCUCUCGCGUUUGUGAUUUUGUUUUGUUUGUUUGCCUUUAUUUUGAUAUUAUUACUUUAUAUAUAUUUAUAUAUUUAUAUAUAUAUAUAUAUUAUCAUAUAUGAAAAUAUAUGUGUUUUACUUCCGUCGCUGCUGCAGAGGUCCAUUUUGUUUCUCUCACAACUGUAUAUUUAA
Molecule: messenger RNA, 303 nt
Organism: Trypanosoma brucei brucei TREU927
Lineage: Eukaryota; Euglenozoa; Kinetoplastea; Trypanosomatida; Trypanosomatidae
Exons: 1
Coding region: 1-303 (100 amino acids)
Source: RefSeq, a predicted model, not a curated record